This is a messenger RNA of Hypanus sabinus (Atlantic stingray), 6011 nucleotides long. RefSeq names its product deleted in malignant brain tumors 1 protein-like. Gene Ontology annotation, cellular component: membrane. The record is from RefSeq and is a predicted model, not a curated record. NCBI's taxonomy places the organism in Eukaryota, Metazoa, Chordata, Chondrichthyes, Myliobatiformes, Dasyatidae.
AAAACAUGAGAUAGUGGUUAACGAUACUCAUCACAGGCUUGACCACGGGGAGGGCAUGAUCGUGGACUGGGAAAGAUUCAGUGAGUGAAAGAAGUUCCUCCUUCUGAUCUGCUGACUGUUUCUAAAGGAGAGGGAAGCAAUUUCCUGAGUUCAGAAACUUGUGGACAGUAAAACAUGACUUACAUGUUAACGAUACUGACCUUAGUGCUUCUAAAGGUUCAAGAGAAUGUUCAUUCGCAAGAACAUGAUAUAAGGCUGGUAGGCGGCGACAAUCGCUGUUCAGGGAGAGUGGAGGUGCGGUACAAUGAACAAUGGGGAACGGUAUGCGACGAUGGAUGGGGAACUGACGACGCCACGGUUGUCUGCAGACAGUUGGGCUGUCCCUCUGUCGCAGCAGCAAUAACGGAGGCUCGCUUCGGGCAAGGCAGCGGGAAUAUCUGGAUGGAUGAUGUUGCGUGCAAUGGAAAGGAAACCGCCCUUUGGGAUUGUUCCUUCGGAGGAUGGGGGAAUAAUAACUGCAAUCACGGAGAAGAUGCGGGAGUGAGUUGUACGGAAGCGCCUAAAGUGAGACUGAUAGGUGGGAGCAAUCGCUGUUCCGGGAGAGUGGAAGUUCUGCACAAUAGCCAAUGGGGUACGGUUUGCGACGACGAUUGGGAGACAGUAGAUGCAGAGGUUGUUUGCCGUCAACUUGGCUGUGGUUCGCAUGCCGCUGCGAUUGGAUCAGCAGCAUUCAGGACUGGCCUGGGGCAAAUCUGGAUGGACGACGUGGCCUGCAUAGGUUCUGAGACUGACCUGUCUGAUUGCCGCUUCCGGGGAUGGGGCGUUCAUGAUUGCACACAUAGCGAAGAUGCAGGUGUUACUUGCCAAUCAGGGCCCGAAAUAAGGCUGGUAGGCGGCAGCGAUCGUUGUUCUGGGAGAGUGGAGGUGCGGUACAAUUCACAAUGGGGAACGGUAUGCGACGAUGAAUGGGGAACAGACGACGCCAAGGUUGUCUGCAGACAGUUGAGCUGCCCCUCUGGCGCCACUGCAAAAGCGAGUGCUCACUUCGGGGAAGGCAGCGGGAAUAUCUGGAUGGAUGAUGUUGCAUGCAAUGGAAAUGAAUUCGGCCUUGGGGAAUGUUCCUUCCGAGGAUGGGGUACUCAUAACUGCGGUCACGGAGAGGAUGCGGGAGUACCUCUGCGUCACAGAAUAAUUUCUUCUCAGAAUAUCAUUGUAGAACCCGAGAUAAGGCUGGCAGGCGGCAGCGAUCGUUGUUCAGGGAGAGUGGAAGUGCGGCACAAUUCACAAUGGGGAACUGUAUGCGACGAUGAAUGGGGAACUGACGACGCCAAGGUUGUUUGCAGACAGUUGGGCUGCCCCUCUGGCGCAGCGGAAAUAGCAAGUGCCUACUUCGGGCAAGGCAGCAGGGACAUCUGGAUGGAUGACGUUGCAUGCAAUGGAAAUGAAUCCGCCCUUGGGGAAUGUUCCUUCCGAGGGUGGGGUAUUCAAAACUGCGGUCACGGAGAGGAUGCGGGAGUGAAUUGUACAGAAGAGCCCGUGAUAAGGCUGGUAGGCGGCAGCGGUAGCUGUUCAGGGAGAGUGGAGGUACGGUACAAUUCGCAAUGGGGAACGGUAUGCGACGAUGAAUGGGGAACAGAAGACGCCAAGGUUGUCUGCAGACAGCUGGGCUGCCCCUCUGGCGCAGCAGCUUUGGCGAGUGCACACUUCGGGCACGGCAGCGGGAAUAUCUGGAUGGAUGACGUUGCAUGCAAUGGAAAUGAAUCCGCCCUUGGGGAAUGUUCCUUCCGAGGGUGGGGUACUCAUAACUGCGGUCACGGAGAGGAUGCGGGAGUGAAUUGUAUAGAAGAACAUGAUAUAAGGCUGGUAGGCGGCGACAAUCGCUGUUCAGGGAGAGUGGAGGUGCGGUACAAUGAACAAUGGGGAACGGUAUGCGACGAUGGAUGGGGAACUGACGACGCCACGGUUGUCUGCAGACAGUUGGGCUGUCCCUCUGUCGCAGCAGCAACAACGGAGGCACGCUUCGGGCAAGGCAGCGGGAAUAUCUGGAUGGAUGAUGUUGCGUGCAAUGGAAAGGAAUCCGCCCUUUGGGAUUGUUCCUUCGGAGGAUGGGGGAAUAAUAACUGCGGUCACGGAGAAGAUGCGGGCGUGAAUUGUACGGAAAAUCUCGAGAUAAGGCUGGUAGGCGGCAGCGAUCGUUGUUCGGGGAGAGUGGAGGUGCUGUACAAUUCACAAUGGGGAACGGUAUGCGACGAUGAAUGGGGAACUGACGACGCCGAGGUUGUUUGCAGACAGUUGGGCUGCCCCUCUGGCGCAGCAGCAACAGCAAGUGCCUACUUCGGGCAAGGCAGCGCGAGCAUCUGGAUGGAUGAUGUUACAUGCAAUGGAAAUGAAUCCGCCCUUGGGGAAUGUUCCUUCCGAGGGUGGGGUAUUCAUAACUGCGGUCACGGAGAGGAUGCAGGAGUGAAUUGUACAGAAGAGCACGAGAUAAGGCUGGUAGGCGGCAACGAUCGUUGUUUGGGGAGAGUGGAGGUGAGGCACAAUUCACAAUGGGGAACGGUAUGCGACGAUUUGUGGAAUGAUCAGGACGCCAAGGUUGUCUGCAAACAGUUGGGCUGCCCCUCUCGCGGAAUACCAAUAGGGAAUGCACGCUUCGGGCAAGGCAGCGGGAAGAUCUGGAUGGAUGAAGUUAAAUGCAAAGGAACUGAAUCAGCCCUUGAAGAAUGUUCCUUCCGAGGGUGGGGUAUUCAUAACUGCAAUCACGGAAAGGAUGCGGGAGUGGUUUGUGCAAAAGAGCCCGAGAUAAGGUUGGUAGGUGGCACCGAUCGUUGCUCAGGGAGAGUGGAGUUGCUGUACAAUUCAAAAUGGGGAACUGUAUGCGACGAUGGAUGGGGAACUGAAGACGCCAAGGUUGUCUGCAGGCAGUUGGGCUGCCCCUCUGGCGCAACGGCAAUACUGAGCGCACACUUCGGGCAAGGCAACGGAGAGAUCUGGAUGGAUGAUGUUGCAUGCAAUGGAAAUGAAUCCGCCAUUUCCGAAUGUUCCUUCCGAGGGUGGGGUAGUCAUAACUGCGGUCACGGUGAGGAUGUGGGAGUGGUUUGUGCAAAAGGUAGGCAUAGAACUAAAAACAUCUCUGUUCAUUCUAUCUCUCUUUUGGGAAUAACAAACUUUUUGUCUUUUAACAAUUAUUGCGGCUAUUUCCCAGAACCUCCGAUGGACGAUCUCCUCAUUGUUCCCUACAUGUCGAAGGUGCUGCAGCUGUUGCUCUUUUCCGCAAUACAGUCUUCUAAGCCCGAGAUAAGGUUGGUAGGUGGCACGGAUCGUUGUUCCGGGAGAGUGGUUCUUUACAAUUCAAAAUGGGGAACCGUGUGCGACGAUGGAUGGGGAACUGAAGACGCCAAGGUUGUCUGCAGACAGUUGGGCUGCCCCUCUGGCGCAGCGGCAAUAGCGAGUGCACACUUUGGGAAAGGCAGCGGGGACAUCUGGAUGGAUGAUGUUGCAUGCAAGGGAAAUGAAUCCGCCCUUUGGGAGUGUUCCUUCCCAGGUUGGGGUAUUCAUCUCUGCGAUCACGGAGAGGACGCUGGAGUGAACUGUACACAUGAGCACGAGAUAAGGCUGGUAGGCGGCAACGAUCGUUGUUCAGGGAGAGUGGAGGUUUUGCACAAUUCACAGUGGGGAACGGUAUGCGACGAUUUGUGGGAUGAUGAGGACGCCAAGGUUGUCUGCAGACAGUUGGGCUGCCCCUCUGGCGCAACGGCAAUACUGAGUGCCAGCUUCGGGCAAGGCAGCGGGAAUAUCUGGAUGGAUGAUGUUACAUGCAAAGGAACUGAAUCCGCCCUUGAGGAAUGUUCCUUCCGAGGAUGGGGUAUUCAUGGCUGCAGUCACAGUGAGGAUGCAGGAGUGAAUUGUAAAGGAGAUAAAAAAUACUCUAGAUUCCAGAGGGCAAGAAGCGGAGUGGCCGGAGCUAAAAGUUGGAGAUUCGGUGCUGAUCAGGGAUUGGGAGCUUCUCAAACUUGGAUCCCGCUGGAAAGGACCGUUCCAAAUACUACUGCAGACACCGACGGCAGUUAAAGUACAAGACCAGGAACGUUGGAUACAGCUCAGUGACUCUAAAAGAUGGCUCUCUGGCCGCAAUUAACCAUUUGUGGACUAAUUUCUUUAUUGUGUGUUGCAACUCAUUCCUUACAGGAAAACUUGCUUUUAUCAAGCUCAUAAACAAAACGCCUGGACGGUAAUCGUACUGCAUGCAAUCUUUUGGUACAACCACUGUUUGUUAAACACUGUUUGUAACCAAAGAAGGCAGAACUUAAAGGGAUAGAGUGAAAGUUUCGUAGAGGGGCUCGGGGAUAUUGUAUUGAGAAAAUAGGCAUAGGUGGUGACAAUGACGGAGCCUUUGAUUGUGCCAGGACCUACAAACGGCGUGUAACAGAGGACAAGCGAGAGCAGUUACCUAGUGCACGCUAUAAGAGCAACAGGGAUUAUGCCCUCUGUUUCACGGGGAAGGGAUGGGGAUGUGUCUUCUCCAGAGAACCCCGGGAAAUACCUUGCCUGGAGAAACCGUGUUUGGACGGCCGAUGUAAGAUAGACAAGGGAAUAUUCUCGCGAAUGUAUGAAAGAAAAAUGUGCGCCCCUCACUUGGGGAGUUCAGUGUGUCUGUGGAUAUUGUAAUGGGAUGCAUUUGUCAGCAGGUUCAGAGAGAUUUGAAUAUGCCUACCUGUAUCCCAAGGAGAGUUCAUGGUAUGAUCAGAAAUUAAUCCUUGAGAAUUCUUGCUCCGGCCAAGGCGGGAUAUGGUUUUAGCGGCACCUAUACUUCGGCCACCAACACCCUACCUACCCUCUUUGAGGUAGGGACCAUUAGACCAUUUUCUGUUCCCUGCCCCUGAAGGUCCACUUUGAACGACGACUGACAGCCAGGGUCGUGAGCAAGGAAUUUUGUGCUGACUGGAGGAAUUAUGUUACUCUGGGCUCUUCAUUGGGCUAUGGGCAUCUGAGUGCUUUCUCUCUAGGGGGUGCGUCAGGGGUCAUACCUGCAAAGAACGGUAACAACAUUAUUUGUGGGCUAACGGCAAUGGGAAACAAUACAGUGGAAGGCCUAAAGGCUGUUAACAGAAAACUGAUGAAAUUGCGACUUUAUGCACAGAAAACCAGGUAUGCAGUGGGUUAUAAAUCGGCCCAGAAUGGAGGGGACUGCGCCAUAGAACGAGAGAAAAGUUACUGAUGGGUCCUACAAUGUAACCCAUGCCAUUCAGUCUAUAAAGAAACAGCUAGAUGACUUCAGGGAAGGUCUUAAGACAGGAGAGAUUUGGUUAGGAUGGUUGCUAGGAGGACCUUGGGAUGCGGGGGCUAAUCUACUACAUGGGCUGAUUGUUUUCUUUGUAAUAAUUGUUGUGUGUUGUGUGAUGAUGAACUGCCUAAAUACUGGCUGUAGAAUUUUCACGGAGAGGCUGAUGACGAUGCUCUUUUCGACCCCCGUUUAUUUGGUAUCAUGGAAUGAUAAAAGGGGGGAAUGAUAAUGGAUAGGGAAAGUUAGGUAGAGGGAUACGUAAAUAGGUGGAUGGGCUGGGGGACAAUGAUUGGCUUAUGAUCAAUUGUCUUAUAGUUACUUUAUGUUGCUGAGUAGUCAGAAAGAAACUCGACCCAGCAACAUGUGACGUAUUAGGCAUUUUCUCUAAAAGUGCAAAAUAUAACUAAAUAUGGGUAUAGAAUGAUUAAAGGAGUAUCUCAAGGCAUAGCUAAAAUUGGGAAAGGAUGUUUCGAGAGAAGGGUGAAGUGUCGUCUUUGCGAGGUGCCAAUAUAGGUAACUACUGUUGCUCCAAGAUAGCUUUGGCAAAAAUACAUGUAAACUAACCAAUAAUGAUUUUACAUCUAAUUGCACAUUAACAUGUGAUCGAAACUAUUCUAACAUUGUUUGAAUUCGCGUAAUUGUAAUAUUUCCUGCGACUAAUGUUAUAAAAACUGUAGAAUUGUAAGUCGGGGUGGAAUUCCCAGACUGGCUCCUUGAUUUGUCUGUAAUU